CCCGCCCGUCCCGUCGUCACAGCCCCUCGGGGCUCCGCUGCCGCCACCGCCGGGAUGCGCCGACGCCGGCUCGGAGGUCCUUCGUCCACUGCUUCUUCUGCCUCGGAAGGAGGCGUCGGAAGUUCCGGCGGGAACAUGGUCCAAUUCUACACCGACGAUGCUCUCGGGAUCAAGAUCUCCCCGACCGUCGUCCUCGUCCUCAACCUCUUCUUCAUAGGCUUCGUCACCGCCCUCCACGUCUUCGGCAAGCUCUACCGCAGCAAGCUCGUUCCUCCGGGAGCCCAAUAAGAAGUUACUUCCCCCACUCGUCGGUUCCUCUUGCGGCAUGGUUAACGGCACAACCUACGCCGUCUGUUCCAUCAUCUCCGUCGCCCCCGAUUGGACUCGUCGUUCCGUGCGCGUAGGGGUGUCGUUCCGGUCGGAUUGGUAUGUUUUGUUUUAAAUGGUAGUCAUUUUUUUUCCGUAGUGAUUUUUUUUAAAUGGUAGUCAUUUUUUCCCGUAGUGGUAGUGUUAUUGUAGUAUUGGUAUUGUUUUUGUUGCAUUGGUAUUGAUUUUGUCGCAUUGGUAUUGAUUUUGUUACAUUGGUAUUGAUUUUGUCGCAUUGGUAGUGAUUAAGUCUGCAAUGAUAUUGAUGUUUUGUGAAAUGGUAGUGUUUUUAUUUCUCGAAUGGUAUUGAUGUUUUGUACAAUGUAGUAUUUUUUAAUGAAUUGAUAUUGAUUUA
Molecule: messenger RNA, 721 nt
Organism: Linum trigynum
Lineage: Eukaryota; Viridiplantae; Streptophyta; Magnoliopsida; Malpighiales; Linaceae
Source: the annotation of a GenBank genome assembly